Molecule: messenger RNA, 4987 nt
Organism: Trifolium pratense (red clover)
Lineage: Eukaryota; Viridiplantae; Streptophyta; Magnoliopsida; Fabales; Fabaceae
Exons: 12
Coding region: 538-4728 (1396 amino acids)
Source: RefSeq, a predicted model, not a curated record
GAAAAAAUCUCGUGAGUAAAAGCAAAAAUUUUGUGCAGAAGAAAAUAAAAUUUAUAUGAGAGAUAGCCAGAGAGGUUUGCAAAAUGAAAUUCUCAUGAGAAAAGAAAAACCCAUUUCAGAUAUUUAAAUUUUCUCGCAACCAUAAAAAAAAAAAAACUAAUUUAUUGCAAAAGGAUUUCAAUUUCCAUAUCUUCUUCACUUUCCCCUUUGAUUGCUGCCUCAACGCGAAGGAAUUAAGAGGCAUGUCAAUUCAUUUGCAGUUAGGGUUUUUUUCUCAUUAAUUUCGGAAUUAAUCAUCAAUUUUUCAUCAUCAAUUUUAUUUUUUUGUUGCAUUGAUCCUAGAAUAUUGGGGAAGUUGGCGAGCCAGUAAUUCAAUGUGUGUUAGGGUUUGAUUUUUUUUUUCAAUGAUUUCAGUUUUGAGAGGGAUAUCUGUGUGCUGCAAGGAUUUCAAGUUUGAGUAAUAAUUAUGUUCAAAGAAGGUGGUGAGAUGAUAAAAGGGGAUCACCUGAAUCUGCAAAGAAGUUUGUGAAACAAUUUAUGAUUCAAAACGCUGAUAUGAGACUUGAAUCAGGGACUUGUAACGUGUGCUCAGCUCCUUGUUCAUCUUGCAUGCAUCUUAAUCAAGCUAUUAUGGGGUCGAAGGCUGAAGAAUACUCUGAUGAAAACUGUCGCUUAGUGGAGGACAAACGUUAUUCGACAGACGAGGGUGAUGAAUCUUAUGUUAGGAGCAGAACUUGUGAAAGAUUGAAGCAUUCUGGCAGUGAAACCAGUAACAUGCCCAGUAUUUUCUCCAGUCAUGAUUCUUUAUCUGAAAAUACCAAGACUAAACAGGCCUUUUCAGAAAAGUGUCAGGAUUCUAAGUGUUUAGAAGGUCUUGAUGAUAACAUUAAUUGUAUCAAUAGACCCGGUAAUACUAAUUUAGUGAGUUGUGGUAAUCAAAUAAAUUCAGACAAAAUAAAUAUAUCUUCUAGUUCGGCUUCAGUUAGUCUGUUUGGGGAACAAGAGUCUCGAAAUGCGCAAUCUGUUGAUAUAUCUGGUUCAUCUGAGAUUCUCUCUAAAUAUGCAGAUGUUCCAGAAAAAUUGUCAGAAUGCGGUAUAGAAAAUGUUGAUUCAUCAUUGACCAAAGAGAGAGAACCUAUUAUUGUUUCUGGUGAAAAAUCUCUUCCAUAUAAGGAUGAACUUCUUAGUGAUACAGCCAAAGUGUCACAAAAAAUGUAUCCAAAGUCAGAAGCUGAUGCUGACAAUGAUGUUAGUGUUGCUGAAGAUGGGGAACAUAAACGUUCAGCCCAUGAUGGACUGCAUGAGAAGGUUGUGGAACGGGUUAACUCGCUUGGGAUAUCUGUACCUCAACCAGAAGAUGAGAGUGAUGAAUCAGAUGUUAUUGAGCAUGAUGUAAAAGUAUGUGACAUCUGUGGAGAUGCUGGUCAGGAGAAAGACCUUGCCAUAUGUAGUAGGUGCAUUGAUGGUGCAGAGCACACAUACUGCAUGCGGGAAAAGCCUCAAGAGUUUCCUAAAGGGGACUGGUUAUGUGAGGAAUGCCAAUGUGCUGAGGAGACUGCUGCCAAUCAAAGAUUGGAUGUUGAAGGAAAAAAUAGUCAUAAAGUUGGUUCCAGUUCUCAAAUAUCUGGCAAAAGGUCUUCUGAAAUCAUGGAAGUAGCUGAAGUAGCAAAGAGGCGAGCCCUCGAAUCAAGCACAGGAUCACCGAAGGCAUCAAGCCCUAGGAGAUUAGUUCCACUGUCACGAGAGUCUUCAUUCAAGAACUUAGACAAUGGAAUGGUGAAACCUGGUCAAACUUCAAGGAGAAUGGGUUCAUUGUUGAAGUGUAGUUCAUUCAACAACUUCAAUUCCAAAUCAAGAGGCAAACUUGAUGAUGAUGUUCGUCAAAAGCAGAAAGUGGGUGGUGGUGAACAUGUUUCUAAGAACAUGGAGAUACCUGGUGGGACAGUAAGAAAAUCAAUGUCAUUCAAAUCGUCAAAUUUGGGUCGUGCUACUGUAUCAAAAGUUAAAAUGCUUUCUUCCAAGUCUGGAACUUCUCAGGAUUUGAAAGGAUCAAGCCUUGCAAAAGAAUCAGCUGUUUUUGACAGGAAAUCUCUGUCUAAGAUUGAUCGGCCUGUAGUCUGUUCCACAAUGGCUAGUUCUGUCAUUUCCACAUCUAAGCAUGAUCAGGAGUUUAAAGUUAACCAUGUUGGAAAAUCAAGUUCAUUAUCAAAGCCUGUGAAUAAAAUAAACAACAAAAUCCCAGAACCUCAAGCUAUUUCAGGGAGAACGUCAACCAGUGUGUAUGAAACUCAACAGGAUGGGCUGCCUCGAUUACGAGAAACAGCAAAUCAGGUUGACAAAACAAAAGAUAGUUAUACUCAUCGUAUGAGGUCAGGUACUAGUGCUUCAACACCUCCGUUCUGUCAUAAAUGUAAAGAUCAUGGCCAUGCUACAGAAUGUUGCACAGUUGGUGGAACACAUGAAUUUGGUGCUGACAGAUUGGUUACUUCCACAAGUAGUUCAAAAGAGUUGCAUAAAGGUAGUAGAUUGAAAGCUGCACUCCAGGCAGCUAUGCUUAAAAGGCCUGAAAUACACAAGAAGAAAUAUCUACAUGAUCAGUCUGCUACAUCAGACACAGUCUUGAAAUGUAAAGUCAGCUCUCAAGACCAAGUGGAGGUCUCUGCUUAUAACACACUGAAAAAAAGUAUUUCUGUUGAAGAAACCAAUGUGAAGCAUGAAAGGCAGAAUUCUACAUUUGAAACGUCCAAAUGUUUGUCUGUCAAUGAUUUGAAUCACAUUAAAACUGAUUUGUGCUCUCAACUGAAGAAUUCGGAUUCUAUUAGUCCUUCUGAAAAGCCCGCAGUGAGAGACUUGCCUAAUCAUGUUUUGGCGAUCUCAAGUGUUACUUCAGAGAUGUCAGCCGUUCCAGAGUACAAAUACAUCUGGCAGGGUGUCUUUGAAGUGAGUAGAAGUGGAAAGUCUCCCAACCUUUAUACCGGAAUUCAAGCACAUUUAUCCUCAUGCGCUUCCCCAAAGGUUCUUGAUGUUGUGAACAAGAUUUUACCCGAAAUUUCCCUGCAUGAAGUUUCUCGCUUGAGCACAUGGCCUUCACAUUUUCGUCAAUGCGGUGCUAAAGAAGAUAAUAUUGCUCUUUACUUCUUUGCCAAAGACAUUGAAAGUUAUGAGAGACACUACAAGAGUCUAUUGGAUCACAUGAUUAGGCAUGAUUUAGCACUCAAAGGGUUUAUUGAUGGUGUCGAACUUCUCAUAUUUGCUUCCAAUCAGCUUCCUGAAAAUUCACAGCGUUGGAAUAUGUUAUUUUUCUUAUGGGGAAUAUUUAAAGGGAGGAGGGUUAAUCAUUCAGAUUCUGUAAAAAAUAUUGUUUUACCAAGUUUGAACGUGGCGGUGCCAAUUGAGAAGGAUUUUCCGACUGCUGUCAUGACCUUGUCUGAUACUCGCUGUUCACCAGUGCGCAUCAAUGAAGAAUCAAUAGCUUGUGGUAAAGAUUGCAGUGAACUUCCAGCCACUUCCAUUGACCAAGGUCAUAUUAUGCUAAGUAAGGAUUUUGAUAUAAAAGAUACUAUUGUUGACCAGACACAUUUGGGUUCACAAGUAAACUUUGAUAGGCAAGAUAGUAGAAUCAACAACACCAAGUCUUCGUCAAGGAUUUCAACAAACGUUAUACAACCAUGUCGAGAAAUGAAUACCAUUGAUUCGUCCCUGAAAGAGAAAGGUAGUUUGUCAGAGCAUGGACUGCACAGAGAGUCUAAAUCUCCUGAAGAGGCGGGAACAAUUGUAAGGGCUAUGAUUGUGGAAACAAAACCUGAUUAUGGUAUUUCUGUCAAACAAGAGAACUCCCUGUCUUCAAGGAUUCCUUUUCUUGACAAUCAAGAGAUACUCACUGCAAACAGCACCCUGAAAGAUAAAAUUUCAGAGAGAACAAACAAUGAUGAAAAUCAACGAAGGCCUAAAAGGAAAGAGAGAGAAGAUGAUCUCAAUAUUAAUGUGGAAGCAACAUUUCAGGGAGAUCUGGCCCUAGAAGCAGUCAACUGUCAGCUGCCUAAUGAUAUAAAAGUUGCGCAUAUAGACCAUUCUAACACAGUUAUGGAGGCUCCUGCAGCUAGUUGUCAGGAAAUGCCUCGGACUAAGAUGAAUCGAAAGUUGGAAGAUACAGACAGUUCUAGCAAGCUGCAGUCAGGUUUCAGUGGAGUCUAUGGGUGUCACAAUUUUGUAGCUAGGGAUUCUCUUACUGGAAGUUCUACAUCACUUGUAAAUGAUUUUGGUUCCUCUUCUUCAGUUGAAGACAAAGGAUGCAAAGAAUCUUGUGAUGAGAAAAUCAUCCAUGAGGACCUCGGAACGAUGGAAAAAACCUUCUUCCCUAUUGAUAGACACAAUACAACUGACUCGCGAUUGGUGCUGAAUAGCAUGUCAAUGAAAGGGUCUCAUGAGUGCCGUGAGCAAUUUGAAGUUGGGAUACCGAGUCUCGAGCUUGCUUUGGGGGGUGAAAUUAAACAGUCAAAGAACGGUACACUUCCUUUCCUUGCUGGGCAAGCUGACAAGAAAAAUAACCAGGAAAAGACUCCAGAUUGUUUGGAAGCUGAGCAAGAGGAUGAUGACAGUCUUGCUGCAUCUCUUUCCCUGUCUCUAUCUUUCCCAUCUUCAAACAAGGAAACCACAAUACCUGCUUCAAAAGAUGAGCAUCACAUGAAUUCUUCAUUGCUCCUUUUUGGGAGAUUCACUGACAAAUAAGUAUGCUGGUAUUUCUCAUGUACAUUCACCUGUUCGAGAUCCUUUCGGUAAAGAUACAGCACAUCAUAUGUAGUACACCUGUCCAUGUGCUCAACAAGAGUCAAUAAGUGAUUUUACCCUUUGUUAAAAUAUACAAGCUUUUGUAAUAGUAGAAUCAUUUUGGUUUAAGAAUGCAUAGGUAUGGCUGUUUGUAAAUAGAGAGAACUUCAUGCCGAUAUAAUCUCCGAAAUUACUAGGAACUUGCGGAUGAUUUCUUUUA